AUGGCCCGGGAGAGGCCUCCCCGGAGGGGCUGCGGCACCCUGCGCCGGUGUCUACUCGGGGCCGCGCUGUUGCUCGGCCUGCGGCUGUGCGCGGACCUGCGGCGCGCCGGGUCCGGGUCCCCAGCCCGCAGCGCCCUGCCGGGCCCGGCCUGGAGGCCACCUGGGCCGCACCUGCAGCCUGCGCCGGGCUCGCCGCGUGGCGCCAGCAGGAGGCAGGUGACCUACGUGCGCAGUGGGCGCCCGGCGCCGCCGGGGGGCGGCGGGAGCGGGACGCCGGAGCCUGGCUGCUGUGCCCCGCGCGGGCGCCCCCGCCGGAAGGGUCCGCGGUGGCAUAUAGAUCUCCAGCCUUGGGCAGGCCCUGCUCAGUCCCUGGAUGAAGAAGCCUGGAGGUUCCUGAGAUAUAUCAGCACCGCCCAGAUUGCAUGCAAUCACAUGAAUACAGACAGCCUGGCUACUGACUCUAGUCCUACACACAAGCCCUGGUCAGUGUGUCUUGACGACAGGUUCAAUUUAGCUCAUCAAAUCCGCAUCAAGCAGUGCCGCCUCUACUCCUUAGGGCUGGGAAGUGAUGAUACCCAUUUUGAGGUCAGCAUGGCUAACAAUGGAUGUGAAGUGCAUCGUUUUGAUCCUAGUGUCAAGUCAGCUCACAUUCUGGAGAGUCAGCACCUUUGGUAUCACCGCUUGUCCAUUGACUGGCGGGAUCCCCAUCCAGCUGUUGCUGCCCAAAAACCACAUAGCAACACCAGAAAACUGGGAAGCAUUUUGAAUGAAUUUGGGCAUCACAAGAUUGACGUUCUCAAGGCAGAUCUGGAAAGUGCAGAAUGGAAAGUUUUGGAAAAUCUUAUUCUGGAAGAUGUUCUUGAGCGGAUUGGACAGCUCAUCUUUGAGAUCCAUCUCCACUGGCCUGGGUUUGAGGUCAGUGGCAGUGACAGCAGCGUCGUGAGGUUCUGGUACAGCCUUCUCAAAGAGUUAGAACAAAAGGAUUUCAGGCUUUUUCACAGUUAUAAAGAUUUAUCUAAACCUCAGCUAUUCUUGAAGAAAGACAUUUUCAAUGCAAGUAGCUGUUACACUCUGAGUUGGGUGAAUACAAGAUGGAAAUAGGAUGCAGGAUGUCCUCAAGAGCACAAGAAAAUAUUUGAAGAAUGGAGCAUGUCCGCGAUUCUAAUCAUGAGUUUACUCAUCCAGUCUCCCGCUAGCCUGUGCCCUGCUUGAGGCAGGGAGUGUGUUAUUGCCUUUGCAGUGCAUGCAGCCUGGUGCUUGGCAUGUGAUAGGGGCACAGUUAAUACUUGUUAAAGGGAGGAACACAGUCACCCCUAUUUGCCCAGACGCUUCCUUCACCGUAACCUGGAAGAUUAUCCCCCAUUCAUCUCAGUUUUCCCUAAAAUUCUCUGUGUAUCUGUAAUCUAUGAAUUCACCAACAUUGAAAUGAAAUUAUAUACAUUUCCUUUUUUACUAGGUUGGUGAGAUUUUUAAGUUCUUCGCCUACUGUUUAAAAUGGGUUUUAAAUUUGAAUUUGACUCUGCUUUUUCAAGAUUUUUCUUAUUUACCUUGUCAGUGAUAUUCUUUACAACAUUGUUGAUUUCAGUCAUUCCUUCUCAGCCUUUGCUGAGGCCGUGCUGUGGCUUUAUAAGCAGCAAUACUUCUGAUUUCUGGGAAUUCGGAUGCACCAAAUUCUGUCACUGAGUUAAAGAGACUAGACUAUCAAGAGUUUCAACUCGAAGGUGUAAGUUCCAGUUCGAGACCAAGUCUGAAGGCAGGAGACCCAUGUCCCAGCUUGAAGACAGCCAGACAGAAUGAAUUCUUCCUUACUCUGCCUUAGGUUCUAUUUAGGCCUUCAGGUGGUCGAAUGAGGUCCACUCACACAGAGGUGAAGAAUCUGCUUUAUUCAGUCAACUGAUUUAAAUAUUAAUCUCAUCUAGAAAUAUCCUCAUAGAUAUACCUAGAAUAAUGUUUAACUAAAGAUCUGGACGCCCUUUAGUCAAGAUGACACAUGAAAUUAACCAUUGUAGGUAGGUAGAUGGAUAGAUAGAUAGUUAGAUAUAUAGAUAGGUUUUCCUACUGGCAUGUUUCACCAUUUUCUUGAUUCACAUAUUCUUGUUUCCAUCUGGCUCCUUCAGUCUGUGCUCUCCUCGCUGAAGUAAGUCCUUUAAUGCUUACUUCAUUAUGAGUCCAUGAGUGAUAUGGUUUGGCUAUGUCCCCAGCCAAAUCUCAUCUUGAAUUGUAGUGCCCAUAAUACCCACAU
Cercocebus atys (sooty mangabey) is the source of this 2242-nucleotide messenger RNA. RefSeq names its product methyltransferase like 24 (gene METTL24). NCBI's taxonomy places the organism in Eukaryota, Metazoa, Chordata, Mammalia, Primates, Cercopithecidae. The record is from RefSeq and is a predicted model, not a curated record. The transcript has 5 exons. The coding region runs from base 1 to 1101 and encodes 366 amino acids.